CCCCCUGACGCGCGAUUCGGGGAAUCUUGAUCCCGGCAGCCAGUUCUGGUCGCCGGCGGGUCGGCCCCCCUCUGUCCCCUCUGUGACGUCGCCUUAGCGCUUAUCCGGUUGGCAGAACAGGGACCGCGGCUGCGGCUGGGUCCCGAUGGCGUGGUUCGCGGAUCGUGCCUGGGGCGAAGGAAACAAAUGCAAGAUAAUUUCCUUCCGAGGCUGUCGAUCUGUGAGAUCUGUUGUUGAAGGUGUUGGAACAAACUGAACCAAAAUGGCUGGCGUAGCGCGCACGGCAAGGCAAGCAGCGCCGAUGCUGGCGCGCCAGGCGUGUGCUCGGUCUUCGGCUGUUGCAACGAGCGGGGCUGCGGCGGCGCGGACGUCGAGGGCGGCGUCAGGAUUCAGGUUACACCUCGCUGGAAGGCAGCAUUCUUUUUUCUCACAGUCGGCGACCCGGCGGUCGGUAGCCGCACCUGCGGUUGAUCGGGGCGGUUCGAAGCUGUGGGAGAGCGCUGACGAGGCGGUCGCCGACAUCAAGAGCGGCUCGGUGCUUCUGAGUUCGGGCUUCGGUCUGUGUGGCGUCGCAUCCACGCUGAUCGGGGCCCUCCGACGACGAGGCCCGGAGUCUCUCCACUCACUCACGGCCGUGUCCAACAAUGCCGGCGUCGAAGGGAAGGGCGGGCUGGCUCUCCUGACGGAGAACGGCCAGGUCGACCGCAUGAUCAUGUCGUAUCUGGGCUCGAACAAGACGCUGGAGCGCCAGUAUCUCACCGGCAAAAUCGCCGUCGAGCUGUGCCCGCAGGGGACGCUGGCCGAGAGGAUACGUGCGGCGGGGAGCGGCAUCCCCGCGUUCUUCACCCCCACAGGCGGCCACACGCUCGUGCAAGAAGGCGCGAUUCCCGCCCGCUUCGAUUCUGACGGCAAUGUGGUCGAGUACGGGAAGCCGCGAGAGACGAGGAUAUUCAACGGCCGGACGUAUCUGAUGGAGACGGCGCUGCAUGGCGACGUGGCCAUUCUCCGGGCGUGGAAGGUGGACAAGGCAGGCAAUUGCGUGUUCAGGUACACCACCAAGUCGUUCGCGCCCCUGAUGGCGAAAGCCGCUAAGCUGGCCAUCGUCGAAGCCGAGAACAUUGUGGAGGUUGGUGAGAUCGACCCCAAUGACGUCGACCUUCCUGGAAUCUUCAUCGACCGCAUCGUGCCGGCAACGGAACCCUCGAAAGUGGAGAUCCUCAAGACGCGGUCGGCCGGAGACGGUCAGGGGGCCGCCGGUAGCAAGGGGGAUGCGCAGCUGCGCCGAGACCGCAUCGCACGGCGGGCGGCAAAGGAGCUGAAGCACGGCUUCUACGUCAACCUGGGAGUUGGCAUUCCCACUCUCGCUCCGUCCUUCCUGCCUCCCGGAGAGCGGGUCUGGAUCCAGUCCGAGAACGGCAUCCUCGGCAUGGGCGACUACCCGCUUCCGGACGCUGUUGACCCCGACAUCAUCAACGCGGGCAAGGAGACGACGACGCUGGUGCCCGGCGCGGCCACCUUCGACUCGUCCGAGUCCUUCGCCAUGAUCCGCGGCGGGCACGUCGACGUGUCGAUCCUGGGCGCCCUGCAGGUCAGCGCGGCCGGCGACCUGGCCAACUACAUGAUCCCGGGCAAGGUGUUCAAGGGCAUGGGCGGCGCCAUGGACCUCGUGUCGAACCCGGACAGCACCAAGAUCGUCGUCGCCACCGAGCACGUCGCCAAGGACGGCUCGUCCAAGAUCGUCCAGACCUGCAGCCUGCCGCUGACCGGCGCCCGCGUCGUGAGCACCAUCAUCACGGACUUGGUGAGUUGGCUUCGCUGUGUUCGCGUAGGAAUUCUGGGAAGAGAGAGGUGAGUGGGUGCUGACCUGGUGCUUUGCAGUGCGUGUUCCAGGUCGAUCGCAAGCGGGGGACCCUCACGCUGACUGAGAUUGCGCCGGGCGUGGACGUGGAGGAGGUACGGAGCAAGACGGACGCGACGUUUACUGUGGCGGACGAUCUCAAGGUCAUGGAGUGAGAGAGCUUUUUGUUGGGGUAAUACGGAGUUCUUCAUGUUCGGGGACUAUGAUUCUAGCAUCUUGCGCAGGGGCAGGCAUACACUGCUGGCAGCAAUUAUUGA
Thermothielavioides terrestris NRRL 8126 is the source of this 2115-nucleotide messenger RNA. RefSeq lists its product as uncharacterized. Gene Ontology annotation, molecular function: succinyl-CoA:3-oxo-acid CoA-transferase activity. Lineage: Eukaryota; Fungi; Ascomycota; Sordariomycetes; Sordariales; Chaetomiaceae. The record is from RefSeq and is a predicted model, not a curated record. The transcript has 6 exons. Gene Ontology annotation, biological process: ketone body catabolic process. Bases 263 to 1852 code for a protein of 529 amino acids.